CUUCCUGCGGAGCUCCGCUAGAGUCUGCAGUCAGAGCCCUCUCUCUCCUCCGAGCGGCUCCACUGCCUGUGGUUCUGUCUCUGUCUCCCUCUCCGUCCCCCUGACAGCCCGACUGCCGGGACCAUAACCAGACACGGUGAGGUGGGGGUGGGGGAUUCUCUGUAACGGACCAAGCCGGUGUUUUCUCCGUGUCCUCCGUUUCCUCCGGGGUGCUCCUGUCUCCGGAUUGGGGCUCCGGACUGGCGAGCUGAUGGUGCCUGAAUGAGCUAACCUCCGGACUGUCCUCACAGAGCCGCACAGGCAACGCCGUGUCUGGGACUGGGACUGUUGGUGGGACUGCAGGUCAUCGCUUGGCAGUUAAUGUUUUGCCACUUCCCUCUGAGGUUGGAGGCCAGUUGGAGUUGGGCGCCGGGUCCUCAGUGGCUGCAGUGAUGCGAGCUUCUGUGGCGGGCUGCAGGAUGAGCUUGGGUGCGCUAAUUAAUGGGUUACUCGUCUCCGUGAUUGCAGCCCUACUUUGGAAGUACUCCAAGCUAAGCGAGCAUGCAGCCUCACUGGAGGAGGAGUUGCAUAUGACACAGCAGUCCAAGGAGCUCUCUCAGGCCCGCAUUGACUACCAUGUUGCCCUGCAAUCUCUCCAGGAACAUGGCACCCGCAUGGUGUGUACUGGCAAGAUGCACACCGACCGCAUCUGCCGCUUUGACUAUUUGUGCUACUCCUCUGAGGCAGAGGAGUUUGUGUUUUUCCACUCCAACUCCUCUGUCAUGCUGCCUAAUCUUGGAUCUAGGCGCUUUCAACCUGCCCUACUAGAUUUAUCCUCAGUAGAGGAUCACAACACCCAAUAUUUUAACUUUUUAGAACUCCCAGCUGGCGCUUUAAAGUUCAUGCCCAAACCCGUUUUUGUACCAGAUGUGACUCUGAUCCUCAACAGAUUCAAUCCGGAUAACCUUAUGCACGUAUUCCACGAUGAUCUUCUCCCAGCCUUCUUUACCAUGAAACAGUAUUCCGACUUGGACGAUGAGGCACGUCUCGUGUUCAUGGAAGGCUGGGGUGAAGGGCCACACUUCGACCUCUAUCGACUUCUCAGCAGCAAGCAGCCACUUCUUAAAGAGCAGUUGAGGAACUUUGGAAAACUAAUGUGUUUUACUAAAUCUUAUGUUGGUUUGUCUAAAAUGACCACCUGGUACCAGUAUGGGUUUGUUCAGCCACAGGGGCCCAAAGCCAACAUUUUGGUUUCAGGGAAUGAGAUCAGACAUUUUGCCAAGGCUUUAAUGGAGAAAAUGAACAUAACAAAGCAGGACGAGGCAGAUGGAGGAAGCUCAGAGCAAGAGAAGGAGAGAGACAAGAAAGAUGAAUACAUCGCUGUGUUUAGUCGUUCGACCACAAGAUUAAUUCUGAAUGAAGCAGAGCUAAUAAUGGCCUUAGCCCAGGAGUUUCAGAUGAGAGUGGUUACAGUAUCCCUGGAGGAGCAGUCUUUUCCUAGUAUCAUCCAGGUGAUUAGCGCUGCUUCCAUGUUGGUCAGCAUGCAUGGAGCUCAGCUCAUCACCUCAAUGUUCCUCCCCAGAGGUGCAACUGUGGUGGAGUUGUUUCCCUUUGCUGUGAACCCAGAGCAGUAUACUCCAUAUAAAACCCUCGCCACUCUACCAGGCAUGGACCUUCACUACAUUUUUUGGAGGAAUUCUAAGGAGGAAAACACUGUCACCCAUCCAGACAGACCGUGGGAGCAAGGCGGCAUUGCCCACUUAGAAAAAGAUGAGCAGGAGCGCAUCCUGACAAGUACGGACGUCCCAAGGCACCUGUGCUGCAGGAACCCGGAAUGGCUUUUCCGGAUCUACCAGGAUACUUUGGUAGACAUUCCGUCAUUCCUCGAGGUCCUCAAAGAUGGCAUGAAGAGUAAGCCUAGCCUGAAAAAAACAAAGAUAGCCAGCACAGUUCACCCUGGCAGGGUCAGAGAAGCCCACUGUCAGACAUCAGUACAAACCCCUAAUGAGGCCAAACUCACAGUCUCUUGGCAGAUCCCAUGGAAUCUAAAGUACCUGAAGGUGAGAGAGGUUAAGUACGAGGUAUGGAUCCAGGAGCAGGGAGAAAACACCUACAUGCCUUAUAUCCUUCCUCAACAGAACUACACUUUCUCUGAGAACAUAAAGCCCUUUACUACCUACCUGGUGUGGGUGAGGUGCAUCUUUAACAAGAACCUCUUAGGUCCGUUUGCAGACGUUCUAACAUGUCGGACCUAAUAAACACAGAGCCACCCUGUCAAUUUCUACAACCUCACUGGAAGGGGCUACUUGAUUAGAUUUAGAUUAGUCUUGGUAAAUAAAUGGUGUUAAACAGAUCUUUGCAGUUCCAGGACAGACAAAGCCAACAUGAAGACUCUCUCCGUCUUCACUGGAGGACUCCUCUACUACUGGGUGAUGAAAACUGAAGUUUAUUUAUUACACUUUGAAACUCCUCUACUGAUAUUACAAGAACUUAAAUGAGCAGAUGUAUUUAUGAGAAGAAUAUUAUGAGAUUUUAGGAUUAGUCUAUACACUGGAUUCUACCUUUUAGAGUAUGCAAUGUAGCUUCUGUGUUGUAGGUGAAGAGAUGUUAUAUAAAUAAGCAAGGUUUUUUACAUUUUUCUGACUUGUCUAAAGUGUGUGUGCGAAUGGAUGAUUCCAUAAAUUACUCAUAAUAUACACAAACCAUCCAAAAUCAAACCAACUUGUUCUAUAAACUUAGUUUAUACCUGCUGCGUUUAUUUGUAACUUCAAUAAACUUUGUUUCAUCCGUCAGAUGGUUUGGAAAUGUACACAGUCAGUCCUUUAAAGCAUUUGGAAUAAGUUUCAGUAACAGAUUUUAGCCCACGCCACAAAAAUCCUUCUUUUAAACUCUUAUGUUCAGAUAUGUGUAAAGCACUGCCUCUUCUUAAUUUUGUUAAAUGUUAUAAUUUAUCUUGAAGUGAAAAGUACAUACCUCCAUAUCUGCUUCAGUGUUUUUUUUUGUUUUCUUGUCUCAUUUAAAUAUUUCAAAUCAUCAAAUAUUAAUAUCUGAUAAAAAACAACCAGAGUGAAUACAAAAAAGACAGUUUGCAAGUAAUGCUUUUAAAACUUAUCCAAACCAACUGUUCACCUACCAAACAUAAUGACUGUUCUUACCAACAACUGCCAUAAAGUGUUUUUGAUAACUGGUAAUGAGUCUUUUCAUCACUGGAAUCUAGACUUUAACUUGGCCACUCCAAAAGGCCUUUUUAAAAGCAUCAAGAAAUUGACUUGCUGGUGUGUUUUUAAUAGUAGUUCUGCAGUAUGUGCUUAAGUUCAAUAUCACACACUGAUUGCUAGACGAGGGCUCAUUUUUGGAAAAUACUACACGUCUAACAUAAAAACCACACCGCUUGUUUGGCAAACUUCAAGUGUAGACUCAGCAUCCUGGACGCCUCCCUGGUGAGGUGUAACAGGCACGUCCUACUGGGAGGAAUCCCAGAGGAAGACCCAGGACACGCUGGAGGGAUUAAGUUUCACGACUGGCUUGGGAACGCCUUGGGAUUUCCCCAGAUGAGCUGGCCCAAAUGACUGGGGAAAGGAAAGUUCAUUUACCCAGGCUGCUGACCCUGGGUAAAUAUAAAGCAAGUGAUAGAUGGAUGAACAUUGUCACUACUAACCAUCAACAGUUUUCCCUCCCCCGUGACAGUGACCUUUGUAAUGAAAUAUGAUAGUUACUGAGAAAGAAAAAGAUGCAGUAGAUAGACUGAAAGAUAGAACGAGACUGAUGAAAAAAAAGAUAUAUAUAUAUACGCACAGUUCCCUAAUGUUCUAUUGAAUAUGUAGACUUAUUCAAGACAUGUUUAAGUACUCCUUCAAUAACUGCUAAAUAUAUUUUGUUUGUAUUAAUGCUCAUUACAUUACAGCAAUCAAUUGUUCUACAGAGUAAUUAUUAAAAGACAGUAGGGGCAAAUACUGUUUAGCAAUGUACACUUUAAAUAUCGAACACUAAAGUACUUUCUUUUUCUUUAUUUGGUGCUAAUCAAAAAUAAUAGUCAAUCAGUUUUUGUGCAGUAUUAUUUCACAUGACAGUAUUUAGUAUUAAGCGAUGCCUUCCUCGACUCCAGUCUGCAUCAUUUUCAUCGUAAUAAAACUUGCCAGCCUCAGGUUUUCUUUCAACUUCAUGGUUGCCUGUCAAAUGUCAUCAUUUGCCGAUGAAUUGCAGUGUUGUGCUUCUCCUUUAUGUCAUUGAAUUAAAGUGUUUAGUAGAUGAGAUUUAUCAAGAUAUUUCUAUGGAAAUACAAGAUGGACAAAACACUGCCACCAACAUAAGUUCCUUUGGUUAGUGCAUGUUUAGGAGAUUAUUUGAAGACUUUGCAGCAAACCCAGGUUGUGGUGGAUUAGAUAUGUGUCUGUGCUGUUGGUUAGUUUUCUUUGUUUUCCUGCCACUCCUGUAGACAUGAGUAAAACCAGAAUGUCUGUUUUCUACACUAGAAAUGGAUGGAUUUUUCCCCCAAGAACUGUGAAUCAAUAAAUAGUUUUUUGUUACACUGUGUG
Poecilia reticulata (guppy) is the source of this 4514-nucleotide messenger RNA. It is a transcript of the gene pomgnt2, whose product is annotated as protein O-linked mannose N-acetylglucosaminyltransferase 2 (beta 1,4-). The record is from RefSeq and is a predicted model, not a curated record. Gene Ontology annotation, molecular function: protein O-acetylglucosaminyltransferase activity; protein binding. Gene Ontology annotation, biological process: protein O-linked glycosylation via mannose. Lineage: Eukaryota; Metazoa; Chordata; Actinopteri; Cyprinodontiformes; Poeciliidae. Gene Ontology annotation, cellular component: endoplasmic reticulum.